Molecule: messenger RNA, 855 nt
Organism: Seminavis robusta
Lineage: Eukaryota; Bacillariophyta; Bacillariophyceae; Naviculales; Naviculaceae
Source: the annotation of a GenBank genome assembly
AUGAUGAGACAAAGCGGCAUCUUUCGUUGUUCUUGGAUAGUUCCAGUACGACAACACACUCCUCGUCGAUCCCAUUACACAUACUCAUCGCCCGGCCAAUUUGACACUACACCUUCUGUCUUGACACAGGUUUGGAAGAACCGUGAUUUUCGACAACGCGGCUUCACUGUGGGCAUUGGAGGACCUGUGGGAUCCGGCAAGACGGCAUUGACAUUGAAACUACUCCAAACCUGGCAGGCAUUGCCGUUGUCUAGUGUAAACCUGAAUUUGGGGGUCGUCACCAAUGACAUUUUUACCCAAGAAGAUGCCGAAUUCUUGACGCGCCAUAAAGCACUCCCCGCCGACCGCAUCAAAGCCGUGGAAACGGGAGGAUGUCCUCAUGCCGCCAUUCGAGAAGACGUUAGUUCCAAUUUGACUGCCCUCGAACAAUUGACACAACAAUCUUCUUCUUCUAGUAGUAUUCCGCCGUUGCUAUUGUGCGAAUCGGGAGGUGACAAUUUGGCGGCCAACUUUUCCCGUGAAUUGGCCGAUUUGACCAUUUACGUCAUUGAUGUCGCUGGUGGUGACAAGGUACCUCGCAAGGGUGGACCGGGAAUCACACAGUCGGAUCUAUUGGUCAUUAACAAAAUUGAUUUGGCCGAUGCCGUCGGCAGUGAUUUGGGGAUCAUGGAACGAGAUGCCAACUUGAUGCGGGCGCCGGUAGUAGUAGGAGCCGGUGGUCAAGUACCUGGGCCCACCAUCUUUUGUUCCGUCAAACACAACAUUCAAGUACCUGAAAUAUCAGAUUUUAUUCUCGGCAUGUACGAGACGGCGACCGGGGUCACACUGGCGGGUGCGGCGGAUCAUGAUCAUUGA